GUUUGACAUCUACGGCAGCACCUACCCUGGUAAUGGUUUUGUCACGAAAAUUUCGAAAUUUAACCAGACGAUCGGGUAUAUUUUGAUAGUAAUUUCCUUGGAUACCAGAUGUAACGUCAACUUACCCCAAUGGGUGGAUCAUAUUGAAUCAAGCCUCAAUCUUUGCCCGAGGUUACAUUCAGGCUAAUAAUUGCUUUGUAAGCAUGACAGUUUUCGCACCCCGGGGAAUCCAGCAGAUAUGGAGGAUAUGGAUGCUUGGCACCUCAUUAAUUGUUUUAAGUCACGCAUCAAAAUUGAACGUACCAAAACUCCUUCUUCCAUUCUCUAUUCACGCCUCCGUGAAUUUUACACUGAAAGCUGAUGCUGGAUGCUACACAUGGGAGUCCUCUCAGUCGGAUGUGGUCAGCGUGCUCCCUCUGUCUAUGUCGACACCACCCCUUCCCCUCCCUCCAUCAUCCUGUAGUCAGCAUGCCCUGGUCUCCACACUCCCAACCCUCAAAACAUCCACGCAGGGGUUUGCUAUGGUCCUUGCGGACAACGCUGCCACCGGUCAGACCUUGCGCUGCGAUGUCUACAUCAGUCACAUCAGGAGUAUUCAGAUCCUCACCACCACGCACCAGAUUUUCACCGAUGACCCUCCCCUCCAGCUGUCUGUCCAGGCACUCGACUCCAAAGGAAACACUUUCAGCAGCCUGGCUGGAUUGGAGUUUGAGUGGCAUGCAGGGAAGGAGAUGGACUCCCCAGGCAGAGUAAGGUUUCUACCAUACUCAGAGGCUGGCUACUGCCCAUCUCCCCAUAUCCUAUCACUGGAGGAGGCGGGCCAUAGAGGGGAAGACAUACUGCUGCUGGGUCUUGCGAGUGGCCCCAUUCAGAUUUACGUGUCACUCAAACACCCAGAAUACCUGUAUGUGGAGCCGGCGGGCGUGGUGCUGUCCAUCAUGGACCGCCUCUACAUGAGCCCCGCUGAGGACAUCUUCCUGCUGCCGGGGGCCGCCCUCACAUACAAGAUCUGGAGGAACCAGCAGUGCAGCGAGACAGAGCUGGCCUUGUCUAAUGAAGGAUACGUGCUGAGGGUAGAGGGAGAUGGACCCCCCUGCACCAGUGUCAGCGAUGGCCAUGAUGAGUGCAGUGAUGUUGUCAGUGUUGAAGGGCACACAGUCAUCGCCAAACGCCUAGGCAGAGCCACCGUACACCUCAGGCACAAGAGUUUACCGGAAGAUUCUGUGUCUCAUUUGCCCAGCCAUUCCGUGUUCGUGGUUGAACCCAGCUAUCUGACUUUAGACUUGGAGGAGGAGUUGGAAGACCGGUGGGUGCUGCAGACCGGCCGUCAGUACCACGUGACCGUGCGAAUACACGACAGCCAUGGCCACGUCCUGCACAUGUCAGAGGUACCGCCACCCCCACCGCAACCUUUUCUGACGACACUUCUGAAUGCGCUUUCCCGCCCUCCAGGGGCUACUACUGCUACAUCCGCAAGUUAUGGAAAUGUGGAGCUGGAGUUGGUGGCAGGAGAUCAUGUGAAGCUGCUGAGCUCCGCCCUCAACCUCUACUCCCACGUCCUGGUGGCCGAAUCACCAGGACACACACACCUGCAGGCAUCGCUCUUGAACGUCCUCUCAGUGGACGGCAGCGCGGUGCCACUCGACCUACCAAUCAGAGUCAAGCAGGACGUGGACGUCUUUGACCCGCUGACCCUGCAGCCUCCCGUCGCCGUGUUCCCAUGGCAGCCCAACACCGAGCCCUAUCACUACGAGAUCAAGGUGACAGGUGGAAGUGGCUCUGUGGUGUGGGGUGUAUCUGACAGCUCCGUUGCCACAGUAACUGUCAAAGGCAUAGUGAUUACAGGAGGCGUGAUUGGUCAAACAGACCUUCACAUCUCAGACACACGGAACCCAUUACACUCGACUGUUGGACAGGUCCAUGUGCUGACGCCAGGCCAGCUGGCGCUGCUGCCUCAGAGAGGUGACUGCUGGGUGGGGGAGACCAUCGACCUGCCCCUGGCCCUCUGGGGGGUCCGCCACCACACCACCACCAGCCCCCCCGGCAAGCAUGCCAACCCCACCUCAGAGCAGCAGCAGCAGCAGCAGCGAGGCGAGCCCCCCUCGCCAUCUCACACCCACCCCCUGGAGUCCCCUGGUGGAGCAGCGGACAAUCUGCUGGCCGUGACGGACUGUUCGCACCUCGCCAUGCACGUGCACACACACCCGGAAGGAGUCUUCUCUCGUCUGUCAGGCUCCCUGUCCCCCAGUGCAGGUGCGUGCGGGGGGGUUCGAUUGGAGGCUCUGGCGCCUGGUCACACGCUCAUCACCGUCACCGUAGAGACGGAGCAGCACAACAUCACCGCCACCACCACACUGGCCGCCUACAGCCCCUUGAAGGCGAUGGUGUCUGAGGUGCUCUUGGCAGUGGGGGUGUCGCGUGUGCUAGUGUUUGAGGGGGGCCCCCAGCCGUGGCCCUUGGACCACACCCGCUUCUACACCCGAGCCUGGGCCAAGCCGGACUGGGCCGUCACCGUGGAGACGCUUGGGCACCACGACACCGGACGCACUGGACACGCCUACCGCGUCACCUGCACCGCAGAGGGAGAGCUGUGGGUGCUGUUUGCGAGUGGCAACCGGCCGGGGGACUUGAACCAGUCUCCGUGUGAGGAGGAGGUGGGUGUGCAUGUGGAGUGUGGCGUGGCUGCCCACGUCUCCAUCGCCCCUCUGCUCCCAUCAGCCUCCCCUACCACCACCUCUGGCCAGCAGCCCCACACCUGCCCCAAGCCACAGUACGCCUCCAGCCCCUUGGCGGUGUCCAGCAGCAGGGACUCUGUGCUGCAGGUGGCGGUGUUUGACCACCGGGGGGUGCAGUUUGACAACUUCACCUUCUCCUCGUUGACGUGGUCCUCCUCCGACCCCGCUCUGCUCUCCCUGCCCGCGGACACAGCCCACGCCAUGGCCCUCGUCGACAUCCCCAAUGACAAGAAGCAGUGUAAAGUGCAUGGUCGACUGCUUUGUCAGGCGCAUGGAUGGACAGGAGCAGUGACUAUUACUGCCGGGGUGUACUGGUCCUCAGUGAGCGGUUCAGUGCACCUGCGGCUGGUGGAGGAUGUCCAGUGGAGCUUGCGCUCCAUCACCCUCUACAACCACCCACACAUCACGGAGAAUCUGACUCUGGUUCAUGGCUCUGGUCAUUUUGUGGUCAGCCUUCAAGACAAGGAGCUGGCCAACGUCAGCUAUCAGGAGAACACCAACACUGUACAGGUGUCUCCGCUGCGUACGGGCUUCUCCUCUCUGAAGGUGUAUGAUGUGUGUCUGCCCCCUGUGGACCGCGCAGGCACUACACUCGCCAUCUCAGUCUCAGACAUCGCAGACUUCCACAUUGACUUCAUGGACAUUGUGGAGGUGGGCCACAGUGCCCUGGUGCGUGUGCGGGUGUUGGAUUCUAACCAGCAGCCCUUCUUGCGUCACUUCCUCUCUCUCAUGGAUCUCAAGCUCAUCCCCUCAUCCGCCAUUGUCACAGUGGAGGCUGUGGGACCGCUGGACAAAGUGUCUGUGGGGUUCCGCGUUUUGGGUCAGGCAAUCGGAGUGGCCACCUUACACCUGUCGGCUGUGGACAGGAACGGGGUCCUCAUCAACUCUGCCCACAAACACCUGCAGGUGUACCCCCAGUUCACCUUGCAGCCCCGCAAGUUCUCCCUUGCACUCGGAAGCAUACGGCAGGUGAAAUGGGAAGGUGGUCCAUACCCCCAGUCUAGCGUUGGCUUCUCAGUGAGUGACAGUGCAGUUGCCACAGUGACGGACACCGGAUUGGUCAAAGGCCUAUCAGUGGGUGUGGCCAAGCUCAGAGGAGCAUUGCAGACCAUCGUACAGGACACAGGAGCUUUACUCACAUUUGCACAGGAUGAGGUGGAGGUGGAGGUGUUUGAGUUGACGGCCGUGCGCAUCCAGGCCCCGCUGGUCAGGCUCACCGUCGGCACUGAGAUGCCAGUGUAUGUGAUGGGUAGUGACAACAGCCAGUCUCCCCUGUCUCUGGGUAGUGUGGAGGGGGGCCUGGGCUUCCAGUGGACGCUGGGCAAACUCGGAGUGCUGGAGAUCAUCCCACGCCACACCAGAGCAGGAAUCAGUGUGUCUCACACACGCAGCUUCUCCGUGCUGGUGAGAGCUUGGGCCGCUGGCAGGACAACUCUCCGAGUGUGUGUGCGACCUGUCACCGCAGACUCUCCAGACGAGCACAGGGACGAGCACUGUCCCCUCUCCGAUGAGAUACACAUACUGGUGUUGGAGGAGAUGAGGUUAGCAGUUGGAAGUCCCCAGUCCAUCCUCAUGUCUCCCCACUCCACAUAUCACCUUCAAAGCAACAAGGACUCCAUCUGUCCGAUGCGUUACACUCUCCACCAGAGUCUAGAGGGAGCUGGUCUGGUUACCGUUGACAACCGGGGUCUGCUGAGGGCAGGCUCCAAGACAGGGGCUGCUCUCCUGGAGGUCAUCGCCUCGGAGACGGGUGGGGUCAACCAGACACUCCUCAUCAGCGUCAAAGUGGCAGCGGUGUGGUUUGUGCGGGUGUUUUCCGACUCCACACUGCACAGUGCCCAAGGGGCAUCUCUGCCAGCCUUCCCGCUGGGAUGGAGCAUCCACAUCCGGGCACGUUGCUACGACAACCUGGGCCAAGAGUUCCAUGCCCAUGACAUUCCCAUACGCAUCACUACUAACAGAGAUGACUUGGUCCAGAUCACUCCGGGGGCAGACAGCCACUCCUUCAUGGUGCAGACGGUGUCAGCCGGUUUGACCGUCUUAGGGGUCCAGGGGGACCCCAACAACCCGUCCCUGAGCGACUACACGCCCCUGCCUGUGCUGCCUGCCAUCACACACCCCCACGCCAGCGUCCGGCCCGGAGACGUCAUCUGCUUCAGCUCCCCCCUCACUGACAAGCAGGGCCAGCCAGGUACCUGGAGCGUGUCAUCCAGCCAUAUCCUUCAGAUGGACGCUGAGACUGGAGCGGCUUUGGCAAAGCAUGCUGGGACAGUGGUGGUGUACUACUGGCUGGGAGCAGGCCAACAAGCACUGAAAGAGGUGGUGGUUCAGGCCUCGGCAAACCCAACCCUGACCCUACCUGAAAAUGCACACCUGACCAACUGGCCCAAAGCCCCCGAGUACAUCGUCAGAGUGGACCUAAACACAUCUGUAGAUAACGCAGCCACGUGUUCUCUAGGACAGAGUGAGGCCUUGCUGAAGAGGCUGAAACCGGAGGAUGAGCUGCUCUGUUUGUUGCACUACACUGCCCCCUACCACCAGCUCACCAUAUUGCAGUCAACCUUCAACAUCACUCCACAGUACAACAGGGAAACGGGUCAGUACAGCUGCAACGUCUCUGUGCGACCCCAGCCAGACACGGCCCUCCUCCUCCUCUCCACGUUCCCUCUCUCCAUCUCGCUCUCCGUCAGCCUGCGGGGUCAGUCCUCUGCCCCCUCCGAACACUCCGUCUCUCCUCCCUCUUUCCUCUCCUCCUCUCCCUCCACUUCUUCUUCAUCAUCCUCCUCUUCCUCCAUGGCACCUGUAGUGAUUCCCUAUGUCCCAGCAUUCCACUGCCCCCUGACGCACAUCAGACUGUCCCCUCAGCAGCCCCUGGUCCACAUCGCUGUGCACGGAGCACCGGCUGUGCUGAAUGCACUCAAGUUUGAGUCAGGGAACCCGGCCAUGGUGCUGUCUGAGCCCUUGGUGUCGGAAACAGAGCUCAGCGUGUCCCUGAGCACCUCUUCCUGGGACACCCAAGACUACCACCACCACUACCAGCAGCACGCCCUGCCCUUGGAUGGUGCGUGCCCGUCAGCCAACAUAACCAUCAGCAGCAACCUCUCCUCCCAGACCCACACCAUCAUGGUCACCGUGCUGUCUGAGAAACGCACCCGCUCAGCAGAGGCAUUGCAGAGAAAUGGUGGUUUCUCCCGGCUGUUGGAUUUCCAGCUUGUCCUGACGUUUGCAGUGUUUGCCAUCUUGGCGGUGACGGCCAUCAUCUUCAUUGUGUACAAUACUGUGCUGUCACAUGACACAACAUCCUCUUCAGACAACUCUACCCCUUCAGUCAAAGCGGACAGUACAGUCAGUGCCAACAGCAAGCAGCUGAUUCAGCUUCCAUGGGGACAGACGUCCCCUCUGACCAACAGGACCCUGAGGCGCAGGCAGUGGCUCUGGAGCACACGCAUAUGACCGCACCGCACCACAGGCAGCUACUUUAUGAUUAUAUAAUAAUAAACCAGACAAAUAUGCUGAA
This is a messenger RNA of Engraulis encrasicolus (European anchovy), 6252 nucleotides long. RefSeq names its product nuclear pore membrane glycoprotein 210-like. The coding region runs from base 204 to 6188 and encodes 1994 amino acids. Lineage: Eukaryota; Metazoa; Chordata; Actinopteri; Clupeiformes; Engraulidae. The record is from RefSeq and is a predicted model, not a curated record. Gene Ontology annotation, cellular component: nuclear pore. The transcript is spliced from 40 exons.